AUGACUAACAUGAGAUUUCUUAAAAUCCAUGGUUGGAGCAAGUUUACAGUAUUUAAUGUGUGCUUUCCUAAUGGUCUAGAUACACUGUCUCAUAAAAUGAGGUACCUUUACUGGGAUGGAUUCUGUCUUGAGUCUUUGCCAUCUAACUUUUGUGCUGAACAACUUAACCUUGUGAAUUUGAAGACAAUUGACCUGUGGGGAUCCCGAGACCUGAUUGAGAUUCCAGACUUAUCCAAGACAGAAAAACUUGAAAAUGUUUCUCUUUGCUAUUGUGAAAGCUUGUGGCAGCUCCAAGUCCAUUCAAAAUCUCUUCGUGAGUUAACAGAUGAACCAAGAAUUUAUGGUUCUCAGAAGCACUUCUCAACAUUCGCAUCUAAUGUUGAGAGAUUGUCUAUGAACAUCAAAAACCUUUCAACACUGACAAUGCUUUGGUUAGAUGAUUGCAAGAAGCUUGUGUCUUUGCCGAAGCUUUGGCCAUCCCUUGAAAAGUUGAGUGCUAGUAAUUGCAUUUCUCUAGACUCAUAUGUCACUCAAUGGCUAGUGUUACAACACAUGUUACAUAGCCGCAUACCCUACAUACGCAAACACUAUCUAAAGUGUUAUGAUGAAGAGUAUUUCUUUCCAGGAGACCAUGUGAUUGAUGAGUGUGGAUUUUGCACAACAGAGAGUUCAAUAACUAUUCCUUAUCUUCUGAAAACUGAAUUGUAUGGUUUCAUUUACAGCAUCGUUCUAUCGAAGGGAUCAGUCUUGCAGAGUGAUGUUUCAUGUUCUGUUUAUCAAGAUGGCAUAAGGGUUGGCUGGCUUCAAAGAUUGUUGGACUACGAAAAACAGUGGAGAAAGCAUAAAAGAGAUUGGCGUCUUUCCAAUAUAUGGCUCAGAAUCAGGGUUGAAGCUGGCUGGCUGGCAGCAGAGAAGUUUUUGAGUCGAAAUCCAUUACUCAAAUCUUUGAAUAUAGAAACUACCCAUGUGUUUAAAAUCGGGCAGGCAACUCAUCAG
This is a messenger RNA of Sphenostylis stenocarpa, 996 nucleotides long. Lineage: Eukaryota; Viridiplantae; Streptophyta; Magnoliopsida; Fabales; Fabaceae. The record is from the annotation of a GenBank genome assembly.